Messenger RNA from Wasmannia auropunctata (little fire ant), 3207 nucleotides. It is a transcript of the gene slif, whose product is annotated as cationic amino acid transporter 3. Gene Ontology annotation, biological process: amino acid transport; transmembrane transport. Lineage: Eukaryota; Metazoa; Arthropoda; Insecta; Hymenoptera; Formicidae. The record is from RefSeq and is a predicted model, not a curated record. Gene Ontology annotation, cellular component: plasma membrane. Bases 288 to 2102 code for a protein of 604 amino acids. Gene Ontology annotation, molecular function: amino acid transmembrane transporter activity. The transcript is spliced from 11 exons.
CGCAAAUGUCCUACUUCAAUAGUAUAGUGGGGGAACGUUGAAGCUUAUUGUUACAUAGACAGGUGGAAAGUGAGUACCGUGAAAUUACAGUACGUUAUUAAUUUGCGGUCGUCCGUCAAAGAGACCGAUUCUCCUCGGGUACGAUUUACGCUUCAGCAAUUUAAUUCACAUUAUUCAUCCUAUGUCGAUCAAAUUUAGUGUCGUGUACAUACAAAUGUCUUCAUUUUAUACAUAUUUAUUAACUAAGCUUUGGUAAAUCGGUUCACGAAAAAGACCCAGAACACGAUAUGAUGAGCCGUUUGUGGAAAGCGUUGUCUCGGCGACGCGUAGAAGAGAAUGAAGAUACCAAGAGCGAACAAUUGGCACGAGUCCUCGGUUUAUUCGAUCUGACCGCACUCGGCGUGGGUGCGACUCUCGGCUUAGGCGUUUACGUCCUUGCUGGAAGCGUGGCUAAAGAAGCGGCUGGCCCUGCCGUUUCCAUCUCUUUCCUCAUAGCCGCUAUUGCGUCUGCUUUCGCGGGUAUGUGCUAUGCGGAAUUCGCGUCGAGAUUGCCGAAAGCCGGAUCAGCAUACGUUUAUAGUUACGUAACGGUAGGCGAGUUCAUCGCCUUCGUCAUAGGAUGGAACUUAAUUCUGGAAUAUGUAAUUGGUGAGAAAUGUACAGCGAGCGUCGCACGAGGUCUCAGCAAUUAUAUCGAUGCGUUGAUAGGAAACGUCAUGGGUAACGCUCUACGCUCUCUUAUGCCUAUCGACAUUUCUUUCCUGUCAGAGUAUCCUGAUUUUUUCGCUUUUGGGAUGGUCAUGUUACUAGUGGUGCUAUUGUGCAUCGGAGUGAAAGAAUCGUCCAUCUUAAACAACGUUUUCACCGUUAUAAAUUUGAUAACUAUUACGAUCGUCAUCGUUGCAGGGUCAAUAAAAGCGGAUCCAUCAAAUUGGUCGAUCGCACGCGAGGAUAUUCCAGACUCCGUGAAAAACGGAGGAGUCGGAGGAUUCAUGCCGUUUGGCAUAAGCGGAGUGAUGAUCGGAGCGGCCAAAUGCUUUUACGGAUUUGUGGGAUUCGACGCGGUCGCUACCACUGGCGAGGAAGCCAAGAAUCCUCAACGUCACAUUCCUAUUGCGAUUGUGUUAUCUCUUAUUGUUAUAUUUAUAGCGUACUUUGGUGUUUCAACAGUCCUGACGAUGAUGUUGCCUUAUUACGAUCAGAGCGCAGACGCGCCGUUUCCACACGCGUUUGACGAGAUUGGCUGGCCCAUCGUUAAAUGGAUCGUCAACAUAGGCGCGAUAUUCGCGCUCUGCACCAGCCUUUUGGGCGCUAUGUUUCCCUUACCGCGCGUAUUAUACGCUAUGGCUAGCGACGGCAUAAUAUUCAAAAUUCUCUCCAAGGUGCAUCCCAAGACAAUGACGCCUGUUUACGGCACGGUGCUUUCUGGUUUACUUAUUGGUCUUAUGACACUUAUCUUCAAUUUACACCAAUUGAUUGAUAUGAUGUCUAUCGGAACUUUACUUGCGUAUACGAUAGUAGCGAUAUGUGUCUUGAUAUUGAGAUAUCAAAAAGAAGAAAAUUCUAGCAGCAUUUCUGCAAUACCAACGAGUAAUUAUCAAUUUACACUUGGAAAUAUAUUUAAGGAAUUGUUCAAUUUGCAAAAUCAAAAAGAACCAACGGAGCUUUCUAGUAAAAUUGCAAAUGUCGGCAUUGCCUUACUCUGUAUCGUUAUAUGUAUCAUCACAUUUCUGAUUAGUAACAUGGGCGCGCACUUGCUCGCAGGAAAUAUGGUAAUAUCUGUGAUACUAGGUGUGCUCGUAAUUGUUCUUCUGUUGAAUUUAGUAGCGGUUGGUAGACAACCGGUGCAGAGGACCGACUUAUCUUUCAAGGUACCUCUUGUUCCGCUUAUUCCGUGUCUCAGUAUUUUUAUAAACAUAUAUUUAAUGUUCCAACUAGACGUUUUUACAUGGAUCAGAUUUGCCACUUGGUUGCUAAUUGGCUUCUGCAUUUAUGGAUUUUACGGAAUUGUCAAUAGUGAGCAAGGGAAAAGAGAUAAAGCAGAAAACGAAAAGUUACAAUGCAAAUACGUAGAGAAAUUUAGGAUAGUAACAUCAUUUUGAUAACAAUUUUUUUUUUACAAAUAAAAGAGAAAAGUUCUUCGUUUACACGUAAAUAUUCGUUUUACAAUCAGUACUCUCGUAACGUAAGAACAGCAAGAAUAAAACAACCAUUUUUGUAUCCCAUCGACUUCAUCUGCACUUCAUUCAAUAUACUUGUUUAAUUAAAUUUUUUUUCUAAUUUCUAAUUGAAAAGUAUUUUUUUUAAAUAAAUUUUAAUUUUAAUAAUACAUUAUACAUAUACGUAUGCGCAUGCGCGCGGCUUUAAUAUUAUAAAUCGACACACACGAGGAGACAAUUACAGUCACAAAUACAAUCUUUUAUUUCAGUUAUCUUUUUAAAUUCUGAAUUGAUCGAGUUCUUUUAAUUGAACAUUCUUUUACACUUUUUCGGUUAUAUUUAGUACAUUUGCACGUAUCAAUGUAUCGAUAAUUGCAACGACAAUGAUAUAAUAAUAUGUAGUAAUAGCGAGAAUAAUAAUAACGGUGUUGCAUAACAAAAGCAGAUUAUUUAUUGUGUGAUAUUUACUAAUAAAAUAAAAAUAGCCUGCACUCUUUACAUAAAAUACUUUAAACGUAUUCAAUGAUGUUUUUACUACAUUGGUAAUGUAUGUAUACGCAGUUAAUAAUUCUCCUACAGUCUUAUCAAAAUGUUUCACUAUAUACUUUUUAUCUCUACAAUUUAAAGAAAUAUUAGCUAUAUGUCAAAAAAAAAAUUAAUAACUAUUGUCAUAAGGAAAUUUUAUUAGUAACAUUGAGCGCGCAUUGGUUAUAAUGUUGUAUUUGUAAUAUGUAUUUAUAAUGAACUUUUGUGGUUCAUAAAAAUUAGCGAAAAUAGCUGUCAAGUAUCAUCCAAUAAAUAUUAUUACGCUCAUUGGAAUGUUUACACAAUCACAGAAAAGUACUUAAUAAUUUUAUUCUAUAUUUGUAAGCAUUUUGUGCUAGUCAUAGACGUUAUAUUUAUUCGUUUAUCUUAGACAUACUAGAAAAAUAACAAAACAUUCCCAUAAUAAUUUUAUUAUUUUAUCGUUUAUGUAAGUAUAUCUUGAAGCAAAUUGUAACUGAAAAAAUAAUUUAAAUAAUGUAUAUAUACUUUAUUUUAUAAACUA